GGCGCGGAUGCAUCAUGGCACGGCAAUUCACGCGGCAGGAGGUGGAGGCGCACAAUUCGCCGCAAGACGCGUUCAUUAUUAUUGACAACAUCGUGUACGACGUGACUCCUUUCCUAGAGGACCAUCCGGGAGGUGCGGAAGUACUGCUAGACAACGCGGGCCGCGACGCCUCGAAGUGCUUCGAUGACGUGGGGCACAGCGACGACGCGCGUGUUUGGCGCUCGCGGUUUAAGGUUGGCGAGGUGGCCGAGGCAGAGUGCUGGCCGGUGCGAGCCCCGAAGACGGGCGGGUCCGACCGUGACGAACCGCUCACGCUGCAAGGGUUGGCGGCCGUGGCCAGUACGCCACUGGCGUUCGCUGCGGUGGCCUACUUCAUCUUCAUCUACCUCUUCUAGCGCUUUCUGUUUUGAGCCACCUCUUAAACUUCAACAUCUUAAAAUUCUAUGCCUAUCGAGCGUGAAGUGAUGUAGUUAGUGAAGGAAAUUGUUUGUGUCAUAGUUAAAUGUACUUAUAAUAAUGUAGA
Messenger RNA from Hyposmocoma kahamanoa, 523 nucleotides. Its product is annotated as cytochrome b5-like. The record is from RefSeq and is a predicted model, not a curated record. Gene Ontology annotation, cellular component: membrane; intracellular membrane-bounded organelle. The transcript has a single exon. Bases 15 to 395 code for a protein of 126 amino acids. Gene Ontology annotation, molecular function: heme binding. Lineage: Eukaryota; Metazoa; Arthropoda; Insecta; Lepidoptera; Cosmopterigidae.